CGACAGAUAUUUUUGAUUAAUGUAUGAUUUGACCAAUGCUUUAACAUUGGAUUUUUACGUAACGAAAAAAAAAUGUUCGUACCGAAUUUUCGACGACAACCAUUGUAUAUAUUCAUAUUGUUUCAAAUCAUCUUUUUCAUAUUGUAUUAUACAUUUCAAAAUCCUAAUUGCAUUUUUAGUCCAAAGCCUGAUUAUGAAUGGAUCUCAUCCGAGAAAUAUAUUUCCAUCGAUGGAAAACAAAAACAUCUUUAUGAUCACAAUAUGCCAUUGAUAUUUAUUGGUGGUAUGCCAAGAAGCGGUACAACACUUUUAAGAGUCUUAUUGGAUGCACAUCCAGAUAUUCGAUGUGGUGAAGAAACUAGAGUCAUCCCACGUAUACUCAGCAAUCGUCAAUCGUGGUUAAAGGCACCAUUCGAAUCGAAACGAUUACAAGAAGCUGGUAUUACAACCGAAGUUCUUGAUUCAGCCAUAAGAGCAUUUAUUCUGGAAAUAAUUGUUCGUCAUGGAAAACCAGCUCCACGUCUUUGCAACAAAGAUCCGUUUACACUUCGUUCGGCCCACUAUUUGCAAUAUCUUUUUCCAAAUUCCAAAUUUAUUUUCAUGAUUCGUGAUGGUCGAGCAGUUGUGCAUUCUAUUAUAUCGCGUAAAGUUACCAUCUCAGGUUUCGAUUUAAAUGAUUAUCGAGAUUGUUUAAAAAAAUGGAACACAGCCAUGACUCAUAUGUAUGAACAAUGCAACAAAUUAGGACCAGAAAAAUGUUUUCCUGUCUAUUAUGAACAGCUUGUGCUAAAUCCAACAAAAUGGAUGCAUAAAAUAUUGGACUUUCUCGAUGUUCCAUGGAACAGUACCGUAUUGCAUCAUGAAAAAUUAGUUGAAAUGGGUGAUAUUUCUCUUUCCAAAUUGGAAAGAUCUACUGAUCAAGUGAUUAAACCGAUCAAUUUAGAAGCUCUAUCAAAAUGGGUUGGCCACAUACCGGAUGAUGUUGUGAACGAUAUGUACAAGAUUGCCCCAAUGCUAAAAAAAUUGGGCUACGAUCCAUUCGCUAAUCCACCGAAUUAUGGGGAACCAGACCCAUUAGUAAAGGAAAAAAUGGAUGAAUUAGAUAAGAACAAACAGCAUUGGGAUAAUGUACAGAAACAGGUCGUCCAAUUACGAAAUGAAAUCCGACAGCAUAUCAUAAACAAAAGCACAGUGCUCCACAAAUCAAUUGAUGAACAACCACAUUCAAACGAAGGUAGCCAAUCAUUGAACUCUAGAUGAUGAAAAAAAAUCGGCAGCUAAAUUAAUUUACCUCAGCCAAAAUAAAUCGAUUACAUCUAUAGCUUAAAAUUUUUUUCUAUCUUAUAAUAGUGAUCCCUUGGUCCAUAAAUCUUUGGACAUCAACAAACAUU
Molecule: messenger RNA, 1391 nt
Organism: Dermatophagoides pteronyssinus (European house dust mite)
Lineage: Eukaryota; Metazoa; Arthropoda; Arachnida; Sarcoptiformes; Pyroglyphidae
Gene: Tpst
Product: tyrosylprotein sulfotransferase
Biological process (GO): peptidyl-tyrosine sulfation
Cellular component (GO): Golgi apparatus
Molecular function (GO): protein-tyrosine sulfotransferase activity
Source: RefSeq, a predicted model, not a curated record